AUGUCGGUCUUUGAUUUAAAGAAGAACCUCGUAUUUUAUGGUGCAUACCAUCGUGAACCGACCAAUAUUGCAAUUCACGUAGCCUGUGUCCCCAUUUUACUAGCUACUGGCUUUCUCUUUGGCACGAACACGCCCGCGAUACGCACACCAGCGCUGCUAAACCGCCUGAACCUCCCCCUCAAUGCCGGCACUCUCGCUUCGCUUACCUACUCAACUCUCUAUUUGAUUCUGUCGCCCAACCUUGCUGGCGCAUCGGCCACUCCAGUCAUCGUAGGCGCAGCCGCACUAGCUAACAAGCUCAUGGCCAAGUACAACCGUACGAAGGUCAAUAGUAUUGCCAUAGCCGUACAUAUUGUGAGCUGGAUCCUGCAGUUCGUAGGGCAUGGAAAGUACGAGGGCAGGAAGCCGGCGCUAUUGGAUAACUUAGUGCAAGCACUAUUCUUGGCUCCGCUGUUUGUAUGGUAUGAAGUGUUGUUCAAGCUGGGAUUUUAUAAGCAGUUGAAGAGCGAUGUAGAGGCUGCGAUUGAAGUAGAGGUUGCGAAGCUGAGGAAGGGCAAUGCGAAAGAGUAA
Molecule: messenger RNA, 570 nt
Organism: Ascochyta rabiei
Lineage: Eukaryota; Fungi; Ascomycota; Dothideomycetes; Pleosporales; Didymellaceae
Exons: 4
Coding region: 1-570 (189 amino acids)
Biological process (GO): sphingoid catabolic process
Cellular component (GO): endoplasmic reticulum
Source: RefSeq, a predicted model, not a curated record